AUGGUCCAAACACGAGACCCACCGUUUGAGUUUGAAGGCGACCUCUUCACCGCCGACCCAAAAUUGUUGCCGCCAGGACCGACUGCGAUGCCGUACGAGAUUCCGGACCUGGAGGAUCCAUCGCAAUACGUAAUUAGGCUUGAGCCAAGGGAAGACAACGCGCCGCGAACUGCACAGUACGCAGAUCAAUAUGGCCAUGCGGUGAAGAUGGCUUCGGAGGCCUCGUCACGGAGGGCCUGGAGGACCUGGAGGACCAUCGCCAUUCCAGAUACUACCACGGCCUCCUCUGCCACGUUACUUAUACCACGGGAGACUUAUAUAGACAUCGUCGACGCAGAUGACACCACGAAAUCAGACCUAAAAACCUGGACAAGUCUCGUUCAUCAAUAUGACAUUUGGAUGCAGCGCCGCACGAAAACUUAUAUGUUUGCCACCAUGACCGAGUCCAUGCAGCAUCUUAUGAAACACAUACAGUCCGCUCUCGCGAGGUCUCUUGUAGCCCGGUACCGCAAGUACCUGCCGAUGUUCAGUAAGGAAUUCGAUGAGUUGGCCGAGAAGUACCGGGUUCAACCCGAGCAAGCACAGGAACUCACAGCAUACUGGACAAAGAUUCACAAGGGUGCAGACUCGGAAAAGCGCACAGCAAACGGGCGCUUUCUUCGGUACGAAGACGGACCAUGGUCUAGAGCCGUCCGUACCGCAUGCUGGACUUUAGGUGUCCACCAGGAUAGAGUCUUCGAUAUGAUCGAGCACUUCGCUACCACAUCCAGCACCGAGCCUUUUCACCCGAGUAUGGAGCUUAGCUUGGGCAAGUGCCAAUCGCACAUUAUCAGCGAUAUCUUGUAUCGAGACCGCAACGAGGUUGACAAUUUCUUGGACUUCGCGGAUACUAGUGUAUCAGAGUGUGACGCUGAGAUCAUCAAGGGAGAUCUCAGAGUGGUGAUCGAGAAGCAUAUUGAGACGUUGUACACCAUUCAUGAGAAGUUUAAGGACAGGCCUAUUGGAUGGGAUCGGACGGACAAGUGUCGGGAGAUCAUGUUGCAAAACUUCGAAUCCACACCGGAGUCUGGGACCUGGCUUGAGCUAGAAAGGGAUGUUGUGGUGGAUAAAGCGGACGCAGAAAGGCGCCACGUUGAACGACAACGAAAGCUAGCGGAGAAUGCGACAAGAGACAUUAAGCGGAACAAGAGGAAGUUCAAGGAGCUUAAUCUAGAGGAGAUUUGGGCGGUACAGAACAGUGAAUUCCUGGCAGAGGCGGUGGACUAUGCCGAGAAUCCUUGGGAUGCCGAGGUGGGAAAGAGGUGGGCAGAUAUAAAAUUCGAGGAAGAGGAGAUGAGGAGCAAGUCUUCCCGAUGGGUGGGGGAACUGUGUGAGGAAGACGAGAAAGAAAAUGGGGAUGGGGAUGAGGAGGUCGACGACGACUGCGGGAAGUAUGGAGGAGUUUCGAAAGAAUGA
Messenger RNA from Exophiala viscosa, 1455 nucleotides. RefSeq lists its product as uncharacterized. The transcript has 2 exons. Bases 1 to 1455 code for a protein of 484 amino acids. The record is from RefSeq and is a predicted model, not a curated record. NCBI's taxonomy places the organism in Eukaryota, Fungi, Ascomycota, Eurotiomycetes, Chaetothyriales, Herpotrichiellaceae.